AUGCUUCGAACAACUCUUCUCAGCGCCGCCUUUGCGGCCCUUGCCGGCGCCGACCAGACCAUCAUCGUCGCAACCGACGUGCCUCCUCUGCCUCUGCAGACGCAAUCUGCCGUGCUCUCCGCCGCAGACCUCUGGUCGCAGAGCUGUCCCGAGGAGCUCGCGCCGCAGGUACCCUACAACGCGUCCCUUCUGCUCUCCAAGUACACGCCAGAGUUCAACGUCGCCGAUACCACGGCGUUUCCUCCCAACACCGUCUUUCCGUCCUCAGGUAGCGUGGUGCGGGGCGCGCUCGAGGCCUGGGCGCAGCAUCAGCAUCUCUUCCUGCGGCCCGAUGAGGUCUGGUUCGAAGUCCUGGCGCAGCUCAACUUUUACAUGGCUGCCCACGCCGAGGAUGUGCGACACCUGUUUGUCGACUUUGAGGGACAGCAGGAGAUUGUUGUCAAGGACUACACCUGGCGAAAUGUGAUUUCAAGCUUCGCAGGAGAGAUCCAAAAGCGCGUCAAGACGGACUGGCUCGAGGCGUGGAUCAUGCCCGGCUUCAGCACGAGCACCGAGGACGACAGCAUGACGGCCACGGUACUGAUGAUGGGCCUCGUGAAGCAGUACUUCAGCUUCACGGGCGGCAUUAUCUGCGGCCUACCACGGGUCACGCUGCUCGGCAGCAGAGAGGACUGGCAGAGGCUUUCGGACAAAUUGGACCGCCUGCCCGAGUUUGGCGCGGAGCCCAAAGGGUAUGCGCAGAAUCUGCGUCCCAUCUUUGAGCGAUUCGUCAGGACGUUUGAUGAGCCGCACAGCAAGGACAUCAAGACAUUUUGGCGCCAGAUUGUUCGCGCCGAGCACCAUACAACGUGUGGCAAAGGUCCGAUUGAGUAUUCCGUGACCGGUUGGAUCCUGGGCCUUUUGCAGUGGACUGAGCACGGUGAUCUACGCGUGCCCCAGCCGCGCACCGACGACACGUUCUAUGCCGCCCAUAACGACAAGAAUACCGAGAUUGUGACGCUUGAUGGUGUACAGUACCACCCCCAGCCGAUGGACAAGCUGCCUGUGGGGUACGCCAAGGUGCCGAUGAAGAUGCUCGACUUCCCGGAGCCCGGCACCGACAGCGAUGCGUUCCUGCUGGCGGGCAACAUCGGCGUCAACCGCACGGCGAGUAUCAAUGGCGGGUACACGCGUGCGCAGCCGAUGAGCUCAUGGUUCAUGUAUGGCCCGGUGGACAAGAGCUACAACGUGACGACCAUCCGUGGCAGCUAUAAGGAGUUGCAGACUUUGACUAACGGCAUGGCGGUGCAGCAGAGCUGUCCCGGAUAUCAGCGGCCGUGGGACCCCUCUGGCGGAGAACAGUAG
Molecule: messenger RNA, 1344 nt
Organism: Akanthomyces muscarius
Lineage: Eukaryota; Fungi; Ascomycota; Sordariomycetes; Hypocreales; Cordycipitaceae
Exons: 1
Coding region: 1-1344 (447 amino acids)
Source: RefSeq, a predicted model, not a curated record